Bactrocera tryoni is the source of this 13035-nucleotide messenger RNA. RefSeq names its product protein lap4 (gene scrib). The transcript is spliced from 32 exons. Gene Ontology annotation, molecular function: protein binding. Gene Ontology annotation, cellular component: postsynaptic membrane; adherens junction; postsynaptic density. Bases 894 to 12542 code for a protein of 3882 amino acids. The record is from RefSeq and is a predicted model, not a curated record. NCBI's taxonomy places the organism in Eukaryota, Metazoa, Arthropoda, Insecta, Diptera, Tephritidae. Gene Ontology annotation, biological process: neurotransmitter receptor transport postsynaptic membrane to endosome; neurotransmitter receptor transport, endosome to postsynaptic membrane.
UGUAGUUCAAUGGUUCAAAUGUUGUUCGCAUUCGCAUUCGCAUGUUAUUCGUUGUACGUUAUUCGGGUGGGUCGUUUUUGUUGUAAUUUUUUAGUGACACAUUAAAAAUUGGAAAUUCUAGCGGCGCGCUUCUAAUUUAUGUUCAUACGGCAUUUCUGCAAGUUUUAUCUACUCCCUUCUUGUUGGAAAAUAUUGCGGUAGUGUAAAGUUAUUAUAUUUUCCUAUUAUUUGUGAAAAUGUUUGAUUAAGUGCAUACCUACGCUACUGAAAAUCGGAUUAGGUGGUGGCCGUGGUGACGUGACGGCAGUAAAAGUAGUAGCAACAGCGAAAACCGAAACAGUAGAAAAGAUAAUAUAAAAAUAACGUAGAAUAAGAAAAAUUCGUAACGAAAGCAGGAAAGGAGAAAAGCAAAGCUGGUCAAGUGCAAACGAAUUGUUGCUGGUCCGCUGCCUUGGAGUAGCACUUGGCGAGUUUGCGUCUUCUGCUUCCGCCGACUCGUGGUAACGUGGAAAGAAACGGACAACGGACGUGUUGGAAUCGAAUACUUGUUUUACGCGACGCGAUACGAAACGAAAUAUAUAGUGAUUUAGUAAAAACUGGGGUUUUAAGAGUUAAAAAAAAAUACUAGACAAACGUUUUUAAAACAAGAUAUUUCACUUAUUAAAGUUGUAUACUGUCGUUUAGUUUUUUUUCUCUGCAAAUAUUUCGAAUAACAUACGAACAUAAUCAAAGGAGUGAAAAUUUCUGUUUUAAAAAAUAACAUAAUUGCGUGAUUAGCUCAGAAAGUUUACGAGCUUAGGAAGUGCGCGAACCGGGCUUGUGAAUUAUCGUAACGUGUGCUAAUUAUUCAUCUUCUAAUCGAAUUGUCGCAACAUAUGCCGUAAAUCGACGUCAUGUUUAAGUGCAUUCCAAUAUUCAAAGGCUGCAAUCGCCAAGUUGAAUUCGUUGACAAACGUCAUUGUUCGCUGCCCAGUGUGCCAGAGGAAAUUCUACGUUAUUCACGUACAUUGGAGGAGUUGUUCUUAGAUGCCAAUCAUAUCCGAGAUUUGCCAAAGAACUUCUUCAGACUACAUCGUCUGCGAAAAUUGGGCUUAAGUGAUAAUGAGAUAGCCCGAUUGCCUCCAGAUAUACAGAAUUUCGAGAACUUGGUAGAACUCGAUGUUUCGCGAAAUGAUAUUCCAGACAUUCCUGAUGACAUCAAACACCUACAAAACCUGCAGGUUGCUGAUUUCAGCUCAAAUCCGAUUCCAAAACUACCAGCAGGGUUCUCUCAACUCAAAAAUUUAACAGUUUUAGGUUUAAAUGAUAUGUCACUCACCACAUUACCAGUUGAUUUCGGAAGCUUAACACAAUUGGAAUCAUUGGAGCUGCGCGAGAAUCUAUUGAAACAUCUGCCUGAAUCGAUACGACAAUUGACGAAGCUUAAAAGAUUAGAUUUGGGCGACAAUGAAAUUGAAGAACUGCCACCAUAUUUGGGCUACUUGCCCGGUCUGCACGAGCUCUGGCUCGAUCACAAUCAGUUAGAGAGGCUGCCACCUGAAAUUGGGCUUUUAACCAAUUUGACAUAUCUUGACGUUUCCGAAAACAGGCUGGAGAAAUUACCAAAUGAAAUCGGUGGUCUCGUGAAUUUAACUGAUUUAGACCUGGCGCAAAAUUUACUUGAGACCCUGCCCGAUGGUGUUGCCAAAUUAAGUAGGCUGACAAUUCUAAAACUAGAUCAGAAUCGUCUACAGAAGCUGAAUCCAACUAUAGGAUGUUGUGAAAGCAUGCAAGAGCUGAUAUUGACCGAAAACUUCUUAUCAGAGCUACCCGUAUCGAUUGGGCAAAUGACUAAAUUGAGCAACCUGAACGUGGAUCGCAACGCAUUGGAAUACCUACCGGCCGAGAUAGGGAAUUGUGCAAAUUUGGGCGUUUUGAGUUUGCGCGAUAACAAAUUAAAGCGACUGCCGCCAGAGUUGGGCAACUGUACGGUGUUGCAUGUGCUGGACGUGUCGGGCAAUCAGCUGCAAUACUUGCCAUACACUUUGGUGAAUUUGCAGCUGAAAGCUGUUUGGUUAUCGGAAAAUCAGGCACAGCCGCUGCUAACGUUCCAGCCGGACACAGACGAGGCAACAGGUGAACAGGUUUUGACAUGCUUCCUACUGCCACAACAAGAAUAUCAGCCGAUAACGCCAGCACGCGAACUUGAAACCGAUUCGGAUGGUUGGGAAGAGCGUGAAGCUUCUAGAACACAUUCCGUUAAAUUCUCCGAAGAAUCCACACAGGAGAAGGACACACCGUUUGUCCGACAAAAUACACCACAUCCCAAGGAGCUGAAGGCAAAGGCGCAUAAACUAUUUGCCAAGGAUCGCAGUCGACCGGAAGACGGCAAUUUGGAUACAGUCUCCGAAGAAGCAUCAACAAAGUUCGCUGUUAGCGGUACGGCACGAAUCGGCGCUAAUUCCACCAUAGUAGAGAAUAUAGCCGAGACAAAACCCAUCUAUGAGAAUCAUCAGCAACAGCCGGUAUCGCCGAAAACGCCAACAACAGCGAUUUCAUUCGCCCCACAGCCUGUUAUCGCCCAGACAGCGGGCACACAACCACAGUCUGCUGUUAACGCUGUAACAGUACAUGAACCGAUAGCAAGUGUUGCGCCCGAACAUGGUAAUGCCGCUGUAGUGGUGGCUGCAGCCGCAGUAACAGCGGCAGCUAGCGUUACCGGCGACGAAGAAGAGGAAGACUUUGAUGAAGCGGAAAGACGUGUGGGCUUUCAAGUUGAAGGCGAAGACGAUGACUUCUACAAGCGGCCAAUGAAAUUGCACAGACGUGACACUCCGCACCACUUGAAGAACAAGCGUGUGCAACACAAUCUCACCGAUAAAAAAUCAAGUGAAAUUCUCGCCAACGCUUUGAAUCAAGAAAAGAAAACUUCACAACUGGCUCCAGUUCAAUCGCCCAUCCAAGAGAACGAGGCUGCCGAGCAGAGUGAGCAACAACAAUUGCAGCAGCAACAACCUUUCGCCGCACCAAUCUCACCCAUACCACCGCCAACGGUGCCUGGUUCACUGCCAGCAGGACAAUUACUUGAUGAUGCCGUGGACGGUCUCACCGAGCUGCGUCUCGAACAGUACGAAAUCCAUAUUGAGCGCACCACUGCCGGUCUGGGCUUGAGCAUAGCGGGCGGCCGCGGUUCAACACCAUUCAAAGGCGAUGACGAAGGCAUUUUCAUAUCACGCGUGACCGAAGGUGGCCCAGCGGAUUUGGCCGGCUUGAAAGUUGGCGAUAAAGUACUGAAAGUGAAUGGCAUAAAUGUGGUCGACGCCGAUCACUAUCAGGCCGUGCAGGUGUUGAAAGCCUGCGGUGCGGUGUUGGUGUUGGUGGUGGAGCGCGAAGUUACACGCCUAAUAGGCCAUCCAGUGUUUAGCGAAGAUGGCUCGGUCUCACAGAUAUCGGUGGAAACGCGACCGUUGGCCGCAGCGCAGCAGCAUGAAAAAUUCAUUCCGGCACCGAUUGAAAUUAUUCCACAACAGCAGCAGCUGCAACAACAACAACUACAGCAAGCGCCUGCCAACUUCAACAGCUAUCAAGCGAAUGUAUUUACAACACCAGCAACAGCAACAGCAGCAGGACCAACAAAUGCGGCAAAUUUAUCACAACAGCAGCAACAACUCCAACCGCAACAUGUUGGGGUGGGUGCAACAAAUGGCGUUUUGGAAAAUGGCAAGGAUGCCCCCUUGAGCUAUUUACAACUACACACGACUUUAAUUCGUGAUCAAAUCGGACAGGGCUUGGGCUUCAGCAUUGCCGGUGGCAAAGGCUCGCCACCAUUUAAGGAUGGCUGCGAUGGAAUUUUCAUUUCACGCAUAACUGAAGGCGGUUUAGCGCAUCGUGACGGCAAAAUAAUGGUUGGCGACCGCGUGAUGGCUAUUAAUGGCAAUGACAUGACGAACGCCUGUCAUGAUGCUGCGGUGCAAUGUCUCACUGAGCCGCAACGGUUUGUGCGUCUGGUGUUGCAGCGCGAGUACCGUGGACCCUUGGAGGCACCGUUGAGUCCACGCAGUCCAGCUGUUUUGAAUUCCCUCAGUCCUUCCGGUUACCUCGCCAAUCGACCAGCGAACUUCAAUCGCUCCAUCGGCGACAUGAUAUCAGAGCAAGCACAAACUAAUCUGCAACAUGCGCCCACAGCGGCACCCAUACUGGCACAGCAACAGCAGCAACAGUAUCCAGCUCAGCAACAAUUUAACUACACCACGCAGCCGUCGGCUUACGAAAUAAAUAAAACUGUUACGAUACCCAACACCACAGCAGCAGCAGCAACAUUAACUAGCGCUAGUGUAGGUGGUAACAAUGCCCCGAAAACAAAUGGUUUUACGACUGCGGCAACAACUGUGCCAUACCAACAGCCACAGCCACAGCAGCAGCAACAAAUCGAUAAGGUCACGGGUCAACCCGUGCCAGCACCCAGGCGUGCAAAUUCCAUACCUUUGGGAGAUGCGCCAGCGGAAGCCACACCAGCCAACGGUAAUGCCGCGCAGCCCCCGGAUUCGGCGAAUAAGCCGACAGCGACACCGACUGCUGCCGGCCCGAACCCGGCCGCAGAUGCUUCUGCUGAAACUCAGGUGCCGCCGCUCCGGCCGCUGACUAGUGAAGAUUUCCAAGCGAUGAUACCGGCGCACUUCCUCAGCGGUGGCAGUCAACAUCAGGUGAAUGUGGCGCGUGGCAAUGAGGUGGGCGUUGGACCCUCGGUCACCGUAACGGUGAAUAAGGCUGUACCCGAUCUGCCCAUGUUCCCCGCGGCACCUACGGAGCUGGGUCGCAUAACCGAAACAAUAACGAAAUCGACAUUUACGGAAACCGUAAUGACGCGUGUCACCGAUAACCAUUUAGCGGAGCCACUGAUCAGUGAGGAAGUUAUCUUGCCGAAGAAUCAAGGGUCGCUGGGCUUCAGCAUCAUCGGCGGUACGGACCAUUCGUGUGUGCCGUUCGGUUCACAUGAGCCGGGCAUAUUUAUAUCGCAUGUCGUGCCCGAUGGCAUCGCACACAAAUGCGGCAAACUGCGUAUGGGCGAUAGGAUUUUGAAAGUGAACGACGUGGAUAUAUCGCGUGCCACGCAUCAGGAGGCUGUAAUGGAAUUACUGAAACCGGGCGACGACAUCAAGCUGACCAUACAGCACGAUCCGCUGCCACCUGGCUUCCAGGAAAUCACCAUUAGUAAAGCUGAAGGCGAGCGCCUGGGUAUGCACAUUAAGGGCGGACUUAAUGGUCAGCGCGGCAAUCCGUGUGAUCCCACCGACGAGGGUGUGUUUGUGUCGAAAAUUAAUUCAGUCGGCGCAGCAAGACGCGACGGAAGACUUAAGGUUGGUAUGCGCCUGUUGGAAGUCAACGGCCACUCGUUGUUGGGCAUUUCACAUCAGGACGCUGUGAAUGUGCUGCGCAAUGCUGGCAAUGAAAUUCAUUUGAUCGCGUGCAAGGGAUACGACAAAUCCAAUUUAAUUCAUUCCAUUGGGGCUGCUGGCGGCAUGAGCACAGGCUUCAACACAGGCAGUCGACAAGGUUCGCGUGCUUCCGAAACCGGUUCGGAACUGAGCCAAAGUCAGAGCAUGUCGAGUUUGGACCGCGAUGAAGAUGAGCGCAUACGACAAGAUUUUGAAGUUUUUGCACCGAAAACCGAAUCGAAUAACGACCCAUCAGUAUUGGCAUCUGUGGCGGCAUUGGCCCACUCGCCCACCACACCGCCGAGCGCUGGCGCUUUGCCGCAACAGCAUGCAGCUGAAAGCGAAACAUCCAAGAGCAGUGCUCCACCACCAACAGCAACAACUCCCCAAGAUGCACUCGCCACGUUUGCUAAUGCAGACAAAACGCUGGUGCAGUCUAAAGAAAAGAGUACCCCCGAGAAGGUGCUUGAAAUCGUGCGUGCCGCGGAUGCAUUCACCUCAGUACCACCCAAGUCGCCAGCCGAACAUCACGAUCAGGAUAAAAUUCAAAAGACCACAACAGUUGUCAUUUCGAAACAUACACUCGACACAAAUCCGUCGCCUGCGUUGGCGGCUGCCUCCACUCCAACUCACACGUCACCAACAACAUUGCCCACUGCGGGCACAACCGCGUCCACGACCACCACCACCACUACAUCACCACCUGUCUCGCCAGCGUUGGCCACAGCCAGCAGCCGAGAUGUUGCUGCGGCAGCAGCAAGUGGCAAAACUGUGGCCGCGCCACCGACUCAGCAACAGAACAUUCAACAGAGGCGCACACCAACUCCAACAUCAAUACAUAAAACGAGGACAGAAACAGUAGCUAAGCCUACAGACAGUCGUCAGAAUCAGUCGAUUGCUCCCACGACAAACAAAGUCACGAAAGCCGAACCAAUUUAUAUUAUUGACGACGAGGAGGAAGAAGAAGAAGGCGCGGCGGAGGAGGAGGAGGAGGAGGAACAUGCAGAUGUGCACGAUGACGUCAUUGACGGAGAUGAAGAUGUAUUCGAUACGUAUUCACCGAAUGCUUCGGCCGAUCAAGGUGACACUGAUUCGGACUACUUUGACCGACCACGGCCUUCGCCGCGUUACACCAGCGAUUCGGAGAAUGACUAUCGUCCGCAUCGGCCCAAUCACGAAAGGCUGGGAAAUAUAUCUGGUCGAAGCACGCCUGAUCUUUCAGGUUCUGCUUAUGGUGGUCACCGUAAAUCAGUUAGUUUUGAUCUCAGCGGUGAUGAAAGAUCAAAAUCUGAUUAUGAACGCUCACGUACGCCCGACGGUUACUCCCGUUAUUACGAUUCGGAGCAAGAGUAUGGUAGCGCACGGCCGCGUUUACCACGCAAAGGUAUAUUACGUUCGGCCAGUCCAUCAUCGUCGAAUAACUCGACACUGGAGCGUUGUAGACGCCCCGAAAAACUGCCGCCAAUAGUGCCUACAGUAGCGCGCAUCAAGGAAAUUGAUUCGCCUACGCUGCAACAUGUACGCUCAUCUUCGCCUUUGCCCAGCAGAGGUGGAAGUAGUAGUAGUGGCUAUCGCAGUCCACCGCCAAAACCCGAAAAGGUGAUGGUGUCUACCGAGAUCGAAAGAGAAAAUCCAUUCCGUGAGGCGUUCCUAGACAGCAGCAAAAGUGAUGAAUAUACCGAGUUGGCAAAAGCUAUGUCGAAAUCACCCUCGGCCCUCAGAUCACCACGUGAACAAUUUUUCUUUGGCUCGAAGUCGACCGAGAAUUUGUUAGGCGCAGAGCGUUCAGCUUCAAGUGGUCGUAGCACACCUAGUACGGUUGUGAGUGCGCAGUCAAAAUCUACUGAAGAUCUGUUGUCAAGCUCAACCGGCGCCAAACCGAAACGUAUACCACCACCCAUAUUGCCGAAACCGAAAACUAAGAAAGCUGAGCUGGUGCACAAUAUUGCGCUCGAUGCCUUCCAAAAAGCCGACGUAGGUUAUGGUGAUUUCACAGUCUUCGAACACGAUCCUACCACGAAUACUAUACAUGAAAUACGUUCGCCGCCACCGCCAACAACACCAACCGUUCCAAUAACACCACCGCCUGCUGGUAGUAGUGCAAAACUUCCUGUGCGCGUAAAGACGCCGCGUAGUCCAUCGCGACCGCGUGAAAGUCCACCUCCCCCACCCGUCAACUACUCAACGAUGCCAAAGCUUGCUUCGCCAACUCCACACGUGAAAAAGAGCGAAGAGACUUACUACUUGGAGGUGCUUCCACCACCUCCGCCGCUCUCCGAUGACGAAAUACCACCUUCACAGCGUCGCCACACUGAGUUUAUACACGAAAAUUCACCAGACCACAUACUGGUUACUGAAGACGAACACCGCACAAUCAUGCUGCAUGAAAAUGAAGUGCGCAACCAGCUGCGUGGUGCGAGCAGAAAGUCACAGAUACCCGAACUGGGGGCACCGCACGAAGAAGCGCCGCCAGUUCCGCAUUACGCAAGCAUCAAACACUCGGUAAAUCCAUUUAUAGAUAGUUCAGAUGACAAUUUUGAUUCAUUACCUCUCCCACCACCGCCCGAACACCUGAUUUCCUCUGCGGCUCUGAAUCCCGGUUGUGAUAGUAGCUCCCAUUGCGAUAGCGAAUCUUCAACUAUUAACAUUGCUUCUCCUAUUUCUUCUAUUACUUCUCCCAAUGCAAACAUGCAGCCGAGAUUGGAUCUCCUAUCAUCAGCAGCUACAUUACAGGCAGGCAUUCCAUCCAAUAAUCCACUCUCGCCCACACAAAUUUUCCCCACAGCGCAAAUACUACCUGUUCAAUAUACCCAGCUACCACAACCCCAGCAGCCAAAUACCACUCACAUCCUAACUGGUCAAUUGGUCCCAAACAGUACGAGCCAUCACUUCUCUAAUUCCCCACAGAACCAGUCACUAUUCACGGUAGGUGGUCUCGUACUGCUGCCACAGGCACAGUUCACUGCUGCGGCGUCGCAGGUGUCAUCAUCGUCGUCAUCAUCGUUGGUUACUACGCCUAUUUUCUUGGCCACCAGCGGUGGUGCAACGUCUGCCACCACUGGUGUAUACAUGAAACCUCAACAACUACAACAACGAUCGCCUCAACUGCAUCUACAUCAGCGUACUGUACUGUCACCUACAUCGGAAUCAAUUACAACAACAAAAGUGCCUAAAUCGGUUUCUGAUAAGAAACGUUUCUUUGAGUCAGCCAUGGAAGAUCAACACAAACCAUCACAAAAGACAGAAAAAGUUUUUUCAUUCCUGUCAAAGGAUGAAGUUGAGAAGUUGCGACAAGAGGAAGAGAGGAAAAUCGCAACACUGCGUCGUGAUAAGAAGACGGGCUUAUUGGAUGGACCCGCUGCAAAUGGCAAUGAUGAGUAUGAUGCUUCCAAUAAUAAUUCUGCCGCAGCCAACAGCGCUGCCCACGCCGCCACCAUAUCGUGCCUUGCCGGCGAACACCGAAAACUACAACAACAACAACCGCAUGAUGGAGGAACUUAUGGGGCGAAUUAUGAUUAUGACGACGACGAUAGACGACUUGUAGUUGACCAUCGUCACGUACUGCGCGAUACCAUUGUCGAGCGGGAUAAUUGUGAUGCGGAUGACAUGAGUGUUGCUGAAUGCACAACAAUAACAAGAACAACAACGACAACAAGGAUCGAAUCACCGACGACACCACCACCAACACCACUAACUCCAGCAGCACAGUCACAGGCACAGGUAUUAGCGAAGAGUGGCGAAGCGGCCGAACCGCAAACAACACGACUCAAGCUCGAAAAACCGAAGAAAUCGAAAAAGACAAAAGCGAAAUCGAAAGAAGCCACAAAAGCAGCGAGUGUGAGCAGCACAACGCCCACGGACGAUGACGUAGCGGUUGGGCUUGUCGCCCACCGAAAAGCUCCACCACCGCCGACACAACCUACGCAAGCCAACACACAGGCGCCCGCACAGGCGGCAGCAGCACCUGAGUGGGUAGCCACACCGUUGGCCGCAUUCAAAUCGCCGGCACUAGUUAAGUCCUUGACUGAGUCAGCACCUAGCGCUGCAUCAGCAACAACAACAACAGCCACAGCAACACCAGUAACAAUAGCGCAGCAGUCGUUUAAGCCUCAAGUAGAUACUGCACUUGCACCGUCUGUAGCAACAAUAGCACCCGCCCCCACACCACGUACCACCACAGCUCAACAACUAAGUAGCACUGUAGCGCAGUUUGUGGAUAUCGAACGACAGCACGCUGAUGUCCCCAGCGAUUACAAUGACGCCGAAGAUACGGCGAGUAGCAUUGAGAGUGUUAUUGCUGCGGCGCCAUUAGCCAUUUUAUCGACCUCAACUACGCGCUUGCCCAGCCAACAGAAGCCGUCACUGUUGCCGAAACCUAAAGUGAAAGUUGUCAUACCACCUGCAUUGUUACUGCAGCAAACGCAACAACAACAGCAACAAGAGGAAGAGCAACAACAAGACACGUCACCGACCACACCAUCCAGUCGCAUUCCCAUACGCACGGCGAAUGCAGAGCGGCGCGCACUGAAGGCGGCAGCAGCAGCAGCUGCCGUUGGCGGCGCAGUGGCUGGGACGCAAGUUGAAGCUGCUACUUCCGUUGUGGUUGAGCGGUCAUCUGAUGCGGUUCAACACGAGCAGUCACCGUCUAAUGGGUCGAAGAGCAAAGCAAUGAUUAAUGCUGAGAAACGCGCGUCUUGGCGUGCUGCUCGCUUGCGCUCAUUGGAACAAGGCGCUCAGGAGGCGCAGAGCGUCAUACAGAAUAUGAACAAAAUCGCAGAUGAUCUGCUGACGACACCCGUCACCGCCGAGCAGACUAAAAAGAUUGUUUUUCCAAAAAUCGCAAUUAAAUCGAGCGAUGGUCCGGUUAUAAUACGUGAACGUGAAAAAAUACUCGAUGAAAAAAUUGUGCGCCGCACCGAAGAGGUGCCGUGUCCGUUAACGGGACGACCUCAACUGCGAACUGUCGAGUACAUUGAGAAAACCAUCGAAACUGAGGUGGAAACUUGCCAGGAGAAGAUAAUCUCAUUAGAGUUGCAAGAUCCAGAAAACGAUGAUAACGACAGUGACGAUGGCGGAAAGGACAAAAUUAGCAAUCCAUUUGCAUCAUUGCAACAUGCAGCAAGUGCGAGCCAGCAGGCAGCCACAGUGCUGGCAGCAGCAACACAGGCAAUCACAACGAUUGAAGAUGAGACGUUAGAUGAUGAGGAGCCACCGGAGCUGUUGAGGGAAACUGCGCUACUGGACACUGUCGACGAGGAUGACGAUGAGGAAGAUGAAGAGGACGAUGAUGAUGACGAUGAGGAAGAGGAUGACGAUGAAGAUAGCGAGGAGGAAGAGGAGGACGAAGAUGAAGAGGAUGCCGCCUCCAUUGUGACUGUUCAUGCAAAUAAUGAAAAACUCUUCCUACGCACCGACGAUGAUUCCGGUCCAUCUGAUGAUUUCGACAGUAUUGGCAUUUUCGGUCCUUCGUCCAUUGAUAGCGUGUCGUCCAUAUCAAAGUUGCGUAUACAGCCCGUGCCGAUAACAAUACACCAGACACUGGCUAAGGAAGUCGUCGUAACAGCGCCUGUUGUGCCAGCUGGAGUACGCACAACAACGAAAACCGACUAUCCAGCACACAGUAUAACCGCAGCAAGCACAAUUGUGGAGGUGGUUAAUCCACUGAUAACCGGCGAGGGGCAGGUGAAAAGUUUGGCAGUGGGAAGCACUGCUCAACGAGAAUAUCCAAUUUUCGACAAUGAAAUAGAGAAGAGCUUGCGGUCGAAGCCAUAUGAUGACCAUAUCGAAGAUAUUGUCAGGCGGAAAGGUGGCUAUGACGAAGCAGCGGAAGAUGAGCCUGAUGAUGACGGUGAGGCUGAGGAAUUUUCAGCUGCAGCGACAGGAGUGUUACGUAGCGACACGUUUGUCAUGCCGACAGUGCGGCAACAACAGCAACAGCGGCCACCGGAGGAACUCUCAUUGAAUGCCAAAAUGAAGAAUGUGUUGGUGGAGUUAUUGGAGAACGAGCGUGUUAAAUUGAAUUUGCAGAAGAGUCUGGAGGAGGAUGAGGAGGCACAGCAUGAACUCGCCUAUGGGGAUCCUGACGAUGAACAAGACAUGGUUGACUAUGUCGCAUCACAUGGUGCAAACCUCAGUGGGAUUAGCCGUUCCGCAGCCAGAGCUGUUAGUGAUGAUAACGGUAAUGAGCGACUGCUGCAAGAGCUAAUAAGAGACAGUAAUAGGAAUACAAUUAAAAAGCUAGCAGUUGGUUACGACGAUGAAGAAAGUGAGGAGGACGAUGACGGCGAUGAAGAGGAUGAAGAGGAAGAGUCUUUAGACUCCAGUGAUUCGGAAGAAGACGGCGAAGCUGACGAUGACGAUGAGGCUGUAAAUGUAACUUUUGUCGAUGGUUGUCAAGUGAUUGAGAAUCCCAAUGCGGAGUCAACACUAAAAUUGCAAAAAUCACAAACAUACACUUCGAUGAAAGAGGCGGAUCAAACCGAAGCAAGCAAGCAAAGUGGCGCCGCACAAGAAGACAUAGACAAGGACAUCGAACACACUGUCGAAAAACUACAAGCCGAACAACGUAAGCUCGAGCAGAUCACAAAACAACUACGCAAAUCGGUGGAAAACCUGCUGGCCGAUGACGAUGAAAUCGCAACGGCAAUCAGCCAAGCAGUCAUAGACGACGACGAUGAGGUGGUCAUAAAGCCACCGAAGCAAAAUGUUGUGCACACUGUAGAAACCAAGACUGUCAUCGGCGACGAUGGUGUCAAGAAAACCAUUAUCACCGAGACGAUACGCAAGCCGGAGCAUAAGCAAACGCAACGCGAACCGCAAGACGAAGAGUCCGGCGAGGCACUUUUCAAUAAACUGCUGCACGCCGGCGGCGAUCACAAGCAGAUAUUCGAUCAGCAAACGGGCGAGAGUGUAAUAACGACGACCACCACCGAUGCCGACGGCACUGUCACCACCACAACAACCACAAUUUCGAAUGUGAUUAAAAGCGGCAUCCCCAGAGCGGUGCUGCUGAAAUCAGAAGCCAGCUCAGCAGGCACCAGCAGCAGCAGCAGCACGAGUACGCACACGAAACCAGAGAAGCAACAACAUAGCAAACAAAAACGAAAAGGGAAGAAUGGCAAGAAGUAAAUGUGACACAAAAUAAAUGGCAAGGCAUUGCACUAAAUCUAACAGCAGCCCGGCAGCGCUGCACAGUGUCUCCAACUGCAUGCAGUGGCGUACAUAUUUAUGUGUAGGGGGGAAAGAAUGAUAAAUAUGUGCAAACAUAUUUACACUUUCUGCAACCAGUUGCAUUUGUAAGAGAAGGGAAGUGGGUGUAUAUAUAGUAUAUGCAUAAACAUAUUGUGUAGGAUUAUGCAUAAACAAGCGAGUAGCGAGUAUAAUAUAUACUAGUUAGAAAUGUAUACGAGUUUAAGUGUCCAGUAGAGGAGCUAAAGACGGGAUCAGCAAUUGCGCGGGCGUAGAUUAACAGGCGACAGCAAGUUGCAUAUUUGGCGAUUUGCAGAAAUUUCGAAAAUUGCGCUGAAAAUAUAAGUGACUGACAUUUCGAGAGAAAAAAAAUAUAAAUUUUGUUUUAAAUUAUAUUUUUAGUUUAAUUGCAGCUAAUAAAGCAAUUUAUAUU